UCGUGAUCGCAGUGCGUUGACAUUCCGAGGGAUCGAGAGAAUUCCAGGCCAAUGUCAAUCUGCGUUGGCCGUGCGCGUGCCAAAAUGUCCCAAGCGGCUGAUCGCGCGCCAGCGGAGAUCGAUGAUGGUCUUGUAUCGUCUAUCGUCUCUCAAACGUACAGUGACGAUGCGUAAUCGACGUAUCCGAAGGCGAUACAUCCACUCUUCCUCUUGGCAGCAUCCCCGCCCCAACGAUCGUGUCGUCGAUUAACUCCUAACCCUCAUGCGGAAUCCAUUGUCAGAUGAACAUUGCGGCGACCAACGACAUCGAUGAUGGCAACACGAUCAUUAUGUCAACUGGACCUACACAUAAACAUCGUUACAAAAAUGUAGGAUUAGAUUCACAAGAACUGCGAAGACGCAGAGAGGAAGAGGGAGUCCAAUUAAGAAAACAGAAACGUGAGCAGCAAUUAUCAAAACGUCGCAAUGUUCCAAACAUUGUUGCAGAUGAAGAUAAUGUUACAUCUACAGAUGAAUAUUCACUUCCUAUUGGUACAGCACAAUCGUCUCCUGGUAUUAUAACAUCUGAAAUGGUAGAUGCAUUAUAUAGUCCUAACAUAAAAGAUCAAUUGGCAGCAACGCAGAAAUUUAGAAAAUUAUUAUCAAGAGAGCCAAAUCCCCCUAUAGAUGAGGUGAUACAAACAGGAAUCGUACCACAAUUUGUUGAAUUUCUUAAAAAUAAUACAAAUUGCACUCUGCAGUUUGAAGCAGCAUGGGCUCUGACAAAUAUAGCAAGUGGUACAUCUCAGCAAACACGUAUUGUGAUAGAUGCAGGAGCUGUUCCUACUUUCAUAUCUUUACUUGGUUCUGAAUAUGAAGAUGUGCAGGAACAAGCUGUUUGGGCAUUGGGUAAUAUUGCAGGCGAUAGUCCCGAAUGCAGAGAUCAUGUCUUAGCCAAUGGUAUCCUCACACCACUUCUGCAACUGCUAUCAAAGGCAACACGACUUUCUAUGACCCGCAAUGCGGUAUGGGCAUUAUCAAAUCUCUGUCGAGGAAAAAAUCCAGCACCAGUUUUUGCAAAGGUUACACCAUGUUUACCAGUGUUGGCACAUCUUCUCAAUCAUACUGACUAUGAUGUACUCGCUGAUGCUUGUUGGGCUCUUUCUUACUUGAGCGAUGGCCCAAAUGAUAAAAUACAAGCUGUUAUUAAUGCUGGUGUUUGCAGACGUCUCGUAGAACUUCUCAUGCAUGAACAAAAUAAUGUAACAAGUGCGGCUCUUCGUGCUGUAGGAAAUAUAGUUACUGGAGAUGAUGUGCAAACGCAAGUUGUAUUAAAUUGCUCGGCAUUACAUUGUCUAUUACAUCUCUUAAGUUCGCCACGGGAAAGUGUUCGUAAAGAGGCUUGUUGGACAGUCUCUAAUAUCACUGCCGGUAAUCCCCAACAAAUACAAGCGGUGAUUGAUGGUAAUAUCUUUCCGGUUUUAAUUGAAAUUUUGAGUAAAGCUGAAUUUAAAACACGUAAAGAAGCUGCAUGGGCAAUUACAAAUGCUACUAGUGGUGGAACAGCCGAACAAAUUCGAUAUCUCGCAGUGCAAGGAUGUAUUCCGCCGCUUUGCGAUUUGCUUACUGUUAUGGAUGUCAAGAUUGUUCAGGUCGCUCUGAAUGGUAUAGAAAAUAUUCUACGCCUGGGAGAACAAGAUGCAACUAUGCAUAAUGGUCUCAAUCCUUAUGCAGUUCUUAUCGAAGAAUGUUAUGGCCUAGAUAAGAUAGAAUUCUUGCAAUCGCACCAAAAUAUGGAUAUUUAUCAAAAGGCCUUUGAUAUUAUCGAACGAUUCUUUGGGUCUGAGGAAGAAGAUACCCGACUUGUACCUUCAAUCGAUUCACAAGGACAAGAAUAUCAGUUCACCGCACCAGAUUCUUCCCAACUACCAGUGCAAGGCUUUGAAUUCUAAUCAUGUCUUUAAAUUUCUGAAUAUAACUCUGUUUCAUUAAACGUUAACGUUAUUCGUUCUACAGGGAUUUAUAAUAUUCUAAAAAUUAGUAGGGGAGAUCGCACGCCGAGCUAUCUGUUGAGAGGUAGGUGCACAGUACUGCUAUCUCGGAUGUUAAGCGGUAAAUAUCCUUUUAAUUUAAAAAGUAGCUGAAAAAACUAAGUAACAUGAAAACAAAAAUUUCUGAAAUUACAUGUUUUUUCAACUACUCGUUAGAAUGAUAGACAUCUGUCUCUUAACAUCUGAUCUGAGAUAAUACUGUGGACACAUGGUCUUCCCUACAUCAAUAGGAAAUUUGAUUUUACAUAUUCAUUCACUGAGCUUGAGUGUAUUUGUGUCAGAAGUAUAACAUAAUUGAAACUGAUCUAUUCUUCUUUUAUUUGAAUUAAAAGCAGUAAAAACUCUUCAUACACUUUCAAUUGAUUUUUUCUUUUUUUUUUUUAUUAUUUAAAAUGAACCAUAACUUACUCUAUGUUACGAUCUGAAAUUGUUUUCGAAUCUACGUCAAAUUACGACAAUGUCUGUGUUUAGAGCCUUGAAACAAUUUGUGUAGGAACACUUACAGACUCAUACCUGCAUGUAUUUAGUAUGAGACGUUUAGUUUUUGAAACAAACGUCUUAGUGCUUAAGUAGAAGUGGAGACAGUGAUCAGAAUUUGUCGAGGCAAACUCACACCUCGUCCGACAUGUGACUGACGCAGAAUUACGAAAAAAAAACUUGCACUACCCUGCAAGACACUAACUGAAUGACU
This is a messenger RNA of Acromyrmex echinatior (Panamanian leafcutter ant), 2721 nucleotides long. It is a transcript of the gene Kap-alpha1, whose product is annotated as karyopherin alpha1. Gene Ontology annotation, molecular function: nuclear import signal receptor activity; protein binding. Gene Ontology annotation, biological process: protein import into nucleus. Lineage: Eukaryota; Metazoa; Arthropoda; Insecta; Hymenoptera; Formicidae. Gene Ontology annotation, cellular component: cytoplasm. The record is from RefSeq and is a predicted model, not a curated record.